Messenger RNA from Amaranthus tricolor (Joseph's coat), 775 nucleotides. RefSeq names its product light-regulated protein 1, chloroplastic. Gene Ontology annotation, cellular component: chloroplast. NCBI's taxonomy places the organism in Eukaryota, Viridiplantae, Streptophyta, Magnoliopsida, Caryophyllales, Amaranthaceae. The record is from RefSeq and is a predicted model, not a curated record.
GAUUUAGGAUUUUUGAUGGUUAUUUGGCAAGGCUUCUUUGUGAUUGAAGUAUUAGUUAUUACCAAACUCUUAUCCAAACUCUCAAAAUACUAUAAAUUACAACCUCAUCUCACCUAUUUUCUAUAUCAACCAACCCACAAACAUCGCAUCAACAUUCACCAUCUUAAUCCAAAACCAUUUUUCCCAUCUAAAUCCUCCAUUUUUGUUGGCUCUCCUUGUAAGAUUACCACAUCUAUAGCUUCUACUCGCACAUCUCCGAUCAAAGCCACUUCUUCUGUACCCUUCCAAUCGUUAGCUUUCAACUACAACUCUCCUUUCUCAGUAUUUCCAGCAGAAGCAUGUGAGAUAGUUGAAGGAGAUGCUUGUGCAGCAGUUAUGUAUCCUGACUCCAGGUUAAACUUGAUGCCUCAAAAAAUGAUGAGUGGCAACAAUAAAACAGUUUCUGAACAGGUUGAAAGGGAAUACUUUGAUUACAACACUGAUCCCAAAAGUGUGCUAAGGGGAGAGGCAUGUGAUGACCUUGGAGGUGAAUUUUGUGAGGCUCCUUAUAUGAAGGGAGUCUAUUAGGGUUUAGGAGGGAAAUCAUGACCAAAUUGAUGCAAACAACUUUGUUUCAUCUAUCUACUUGUAUAGAUAUUGUUCUUAUACUAAUAGAUUUUGACUUCUAUAGACUAUAGUUACUCUUAAAAGGGUUGUAUCUCGUAUGUGUGAAUAAUAAUAAUAAUAAUAAUAAUAAUAAUAAUAAUAAUAAUAAUAAUAAUAUUGACCGUUUUUA